Messenger RNA from Protobothrops mucrosquamatus (brown spotted pit viper), 1859 nucleotides. RefSeq names its product tetratricopeptide repeat domain 22 (gene TTC22). Lineage: Eukaryota; Metazoa; Chordata; Lepidosauria; Squamata; Viperidae. The record is from RefSeq and is a predicted model, not a curated record. The transcript has 7 exons. Gene Ontology annotation, molecular function: protein binding. Bases 54 to 1748 code for a protein of 564 amino acids.
AAGGAAAUCCUGGGAAAGCUGCUAAUUGAAGACUCCUGGACUGGUGAGGGAAAAUGGACGAAACCACCGUGGACAUUGACACUCUUAUUGAUGAGAUGGACUACAUUCCUGGUCACUUUCAUCUCGAUAUGAAUUUAAACUUUGAAACUUCUGCACCAAUCAGCUUCCAAGGGAGAGACUUGAAGUUGAAACGAGAGAGUCUGCUCUACGAGUUGGAGUUUGAAACUGGCUCACAGCAAAAUGCCAUUCAAAACCUCAUUGGGGUAUUUUCCUUCUACCUGGAGGAAGUGGAGCAAGCCAAGGAGAUUUUUCUGCAUAUCACUCAAGAACAGCCCGAGAAUUUAAAUGCUUGGGCCAACCUGGCCUACAUUUAUGACAGGCUGAACCAGGAGCAAGAAGAGGCUGAGUGCACUGAGAAGCUCUCCCACUUAAUGGGUUUGGAUUCAGAAGACAAACUGCAGGGAAAUCACCAGGUCAGAGCAGCCCGUUGCCUGGCUGAACAGGGCUAUGCUUAUGCCUUUGACAUCAGGCUAACAAACAAAGAGGAGAAGAUGGAGAAACUGACUGUAGGUCUCACUCUCUACAGCAAGGCGCUGGCCUAUGGAAAGCAGAUACCUUUAGAGGAGAAAAGGAGCUGGUAUUUUGCCAUGGCCACUCUGCACAUCAGAUUAGAUGGGGUGUGGAUGAACAAAGGUGAGGAUGAAAAGAAGAGACUGACAGCUUUCAACAGAACUCUGGUUUUGCUUCAACAAGUACUGAAGUCAUCUAAUCUACACUACAGAGCUUUGGCUUGGUGCUAUCUUGGGAUGUUACUAGAAAGGAAAUAUUCUUUCUUAACUACUCCUCCGGGCAUUGAUGAGUGUGGUUAUGCUGGAACUGAUCCCCUGGAUUGCUUUGGAAAGGCAAUAGAGGUUGCUAGAGAUAAUCCACCUGUUCUCAACCGUCUGUCAAAAAUCUUCCAUUUCCUUGGCAAGCUAGAGAUGGCAAUGGCCGUUUGCAACAUGGCUCUGGAUGUAUUGCCUGAUCCAGGACUUAACUGGCAGGCAUAUUGUAUGCGUGCUAAGAUGCUGAUUAAACUGUAUUUACGGGAUGUGGAACGUGUGAAGAUAGGCUUGGCUGAAAUGCCAGACCAGAGCAAUCUUUUGGGGGCCAAAGUUGAUCUUGAAAAAGUCAUCAAAGUCCAACCCUGCCUGAAAACUUACCUUGAUCUUGGCCAGGUAUAUUACUACCUGGGAGUAGAUGCUAUGCAGGAGCUUUUCCUUGUGGAUGAAAAGGCCCUCAACAAAGCCCUUGUGCUCUUUGCUAAAGCCAUGGAAUUAGACCUGGGAAAUGUCUUGCCUGAACUCCAGGUACUGAAAGGGAAAUGUCUUUGGAUUAAAAAUGAGACGCUGGAAGCCAUGGAGUGCUUCAAGCAGGCCAUAGAGCUGGACGAUGUGGGUUCCACGCACAGAGAGAGCUUCCGAUGCUUAAUGGAACUGCUGCUUACUCUCUUUGCUCAGAAGAGGAUCACUAUGGAGGUGCUAAUGAAAGAGGUAGAGGUGUGGGUGAAGAAGGCGGAAGAGAAAUAUGCAAACCAGCAUGUGCAACAGGAACUUCGUCUAGUCUGUCGGCAUCACACCAGUGAGGUACUUGAACUUUCCAAAGCUAUGUUGGCUCAAGGGAAGACUGAACUGGUGAAGCUGCUUUUUGAGACCAUGAAAUGUGACUUCAAUCGACCCAAGCUGAGUGAACGUUCAUUCUCUUUCUGACCUGCUGCUUCAAGUAUCUCUUCGUCUGUCUACUACCUUAGAAGCUAUGGUGAUCUUCAGAAAUGGCUGUUCUUUCUCUCUUGUGUGUCUUUUUUUUUUUAAAAAAAAAUA